AUGGCUAAAAAUUUCGGGGCCCUAUCGUGCGAGCCGUGCAAAACAUUUUUCAGACGAAAUGCUAUGAAAACAGAUGAUUGGAUGAAUAGUGCGGAUGACAUAAAAGACAAGAAAUCAGACAAUCAAAGAAAUAGACGCACAAAAAGUACUAAAACUUCGGAUCCGGCGAUAAACACAUCGGAAAAUAGCCAUCCCUUAGAAAAUCAGGACUUUUUUCACGGACUACUCGACGACAAUAACUUUAGUGAUAUUCAACUCAAUCAACAGAUUUAUGAAAUUGAAAACAGUUUGACAUCCAAUUCAAGCAAAUCGCCAAAUGACAUACAAAACAAUGAAGAGAACAGUUGUAUACCUAAUGAGGAACUGGAUGUAAGACAUGAGAUCCCAAUAGACAUCAGGGAUGAGGUGAUGCGAAAGGCGGUGGAGUUUGAGUUGGCAGUCAUACCGAUCGCCCGUCCCGUCGCUGAAUAUAAAUGCGAUUUUAAUGCUACGGAAAUACAUAUAUUGCGUGAAAUAAUGCAAUCCAUAAAACCCAUAGAACUACCAAAAAAGGGUCGGAGAGUUGAGAUCAAGAAUAACGUGGAGUUUGUGGUGAACUUCGCUGACAUUUUCGACGCCGAGAUCCGAAGAAUCACUAAAUGUGUGAAAGGGAUGAACGACUUCCAGAAGUUUGACGAAUCGGAUCAGAUUUCGAUGAUUAAAUACGGCUGCUUUGAAGCCAUGUAUUUGCGAUCAGUUAUACACUUUGACCACCAGGAUAAAGUGCUUGAGAGGGACGUGACAUUGGUGUUGAAAAUGGAUUUUCUGAGAAAUAAACUCAAAGUUUAUGACUUUUAUGAGCAAUACAUACAGAAAAUAAGGCCCAUUUGGGACUCGGACCGACUGAUAUGCAUAAGCAUGUUUAAUCCGGAUCGUAAUGGACUCAUUAAUAGAGAUACUAUUAGACUUCAACAACACAUAUACAUAUGUCAAUAUAUUUGA
Molecule: messenger RNA, 981 nt
Organism: Oppiella nova
Lineage: Eukaryota; Metazoa; Arthropoda; Arachnida; Sarcoptiformes; Oppiidae
Source: the annotation of a GenBank genome assembly